Molecule: messenger RNA, 5895 nt
Organism: Caenorhabditis auriculariae
Lineage: Eukaryota; Metazoa; Nematoda; Chromadorea; Rhabditida; Rhabditidae
Source: the annotation of a GenBank genome assembly
AUGGGCGACCAGGUCCCAUCCUCCAGCAAAAAACAAGCAGAUAAAACUGCAAAAAAGAAGCCCAGAGAUAAAGCUGUUGUGAGUUCAUUAAUGCUUUAAAGAUAGUAUCUUAAAUCUUACCGAAAAUUGUCCUCAUCUAAGUUUGUGCAACUAAUGUGCGUAAUUUUUCUACAAAUGUGUAAUGGCUGUAUAGUAUUCCUGUCGAGAUUGCUUAUAGAGUAAUGUUAGAAACUGAAAAAAUCUUUGAAAAAAAACCUCAUUUUAUGCAACGGGGCAAAUGGCCAACUUGCUAAAAGAUGAGAAUUUGGGAGAGGCAAAGUGUGACACUUUCAGAAAGGCUGGCAGCUUUUCAGCCCCUGCCGGAAAUUUAAAGUUUUUCAUUGGAUCAUAUGAUUUUAAGGACGUAAUGAAUUUUCCAAAUUCAGGACCUCCUUGGCGGAAUAUUCGCGACAAUGGACGCCGACGGUGGGAAAUUCAAAAACAACAAACCUGCUGCACCUCGCCCGAAAACAACACGCGCGGAAGUGAAGACUGAAAAUCAAGCUCCGGACGUUAAGCCGCAAACUUUAACCGUAAGAGAACCGCUUUCAAAGUCACUGGGAUCGUGAUUCCAGGCCCCAACGUCUUCCAGCUCCACCAGGUAUCGGAUCCCCAAACGCACUGCAGGCCAGGAAAGAACUGCCCCACCUCAAAUUUCUGACGUCACCAACAAGCGUCCCAGAGCAGAAGAUUCCUGUGAGUCGCAAAAAGCAAAACCCGAUAUAACGAAAUUGAUGAAAUCCCAUUAUGUAGCCAUAAAUGCUUGAGAGAGGAGCUAAACUUAUAAUAACUUCGGAUUAUUUUCAGCCGCUAUCAAACUCGGCGCGGAAGUCCCAGUUAAAAUGAACCUGUGGCAAUUCGAUAUCAGUAAAGGUCCUGAGUUCGUUGACCAAAUUCACGUUCAAAUUUUCGUGAAAAAGGAAAGUGGGAAGGAACUUCCAUGUACCGACAAAAACAUGAAAAACGAGUAAGUUUUUAUUUGAAGAUUAAAAAAUCAACAGCAUUACAGCAUCUGGGACCAAAAGCGGCGCAAAGCGAAUUUCGCAUUCUUGCGUCAGCUUGUGCAAGAAGCUGGCGUUUUCCUUGACCCCCAAGCUGAAACUAACGAACAAAAGAAGAAAAACCAGUACAAUUACGUUUACGAUGGAUUUUGUGUCCUUUAUGGGCUCCCCGGUCUGUUCCAAGGAGCCAUGGACGAAGUCUUGGAACUGGAGUUUCAAAGUGAUGAGGUUCGGUUUUGAUGAUAAGGCAUGAAAAGUUUGAAAAAAAAAGUUUAAUCAAAACGUGAGGUUGAAGUAGCUUAGUUUGACUUUUUUCAGCUUCUUCAGUUUCAUAGAUCCAUCUUCGCUCACAAACUGAUCUCCAUUAGCGUGAACUUGAAAAAAACGAGGAAGGUGAGUAUAUAAUCAAGACAAAAUAUGAAACUAAAGUUACAGGUUUCAAUCAAAGGUUUUGACAGUACAGCUAAUCCAGAGAUUCUGGUAGAAGCGGCUCGGUUCUUCGAGAUUCUUUCAUCUCAAUACAUUUUUGAUGGGUUUCUUUCGGAUUCCGAUUCACUAAACAGAUUUUUCAACCCUUCAGAAGAUAUUUUCUCUACGGCACUCGAUUCUAUCGGGCUAGUAAUGACAACGAUUUGGACCUGGGUGAUCAGUUGCCGGGCAGAGUUGUCAAGUUGGGAUAUGAAAGAAGUGUCCGUUUCAUCGACAAUGACAAUCAGGCGACGCCUAUUUUGGUUGUGGAUGGUUUGUGCAAGAGAGAUUUACAAGUUGUUACGAAGCGCUUGAGUUUUCAGUCAAAUGUGCUCCUUUCUACAAAAAACUUUCGGUUAUGGAAUUUCUGGCCGAGCUGCUCAAGUGUCGCCCUGAGUGAGUUUUAUUGGAGAGUUACAUUUAGGAAAUGCGCAUUUCCAGAGAUAUUGAUCAGGUUUGUCGUGAAGCAAAAGGAAAAGUGGUCACAGCGCUGAAAGAAAUGAAGGGUGAUUUUUCCACAAGUUUCUCAAUAUCAAAUAAAUUUCUAGACCUUGCGGUGAGAACGACUCAUCUGAUAAAAACAGACGAUUUUGACAAGAACUGUCCCUUUUUUGUUCAUGGCGUGAGCGAAUUAUCUUCCAAAGAGUGAGAUUUAUUUUGAACUGUGUUCAAUCAAAGCUCCAUAGCAAAUGUUUUCAGGUACACGUUCGAACAAGAAGAUAGAGAGGUAACUGCGUUCCAGUACUAUCAAGAGAAAUACUUUCGCACUCUCGCUCAUCCCAAUUUACCUCUUUUGAUUCAAAGGACAGCGAGAUAUUUGAACUUGUAUCCACUCGAGGUUGAAUUAUUCUCAUUUUUUGCAUAAAAUUUUGAAGUUCAGUUUCUGGAAGUGGAGGCCGGUCAAAAGAUGAAACAGAAUAAAAUCAACGCUUCCGUCGUGAGUUAAUUUCAAUUGUCCAAAAUAUUGUUUUCACAAUAUUUCUUGAUCAACAAAUAAUUAAUUUCAAAUUUUAAAUGCUUCAAUAUAAAACAAUGUUUCAGCAAGAUAUUGUGACAACCAUGUCGCAAAUGCUGCCGGAGGAGUUGACGGAAGUGCUCGAUGGAGCCCUCGUCGACAUGAAUAUCGGCCAAAAAGGAAAUCGCUAUUUUCGAGCGUUUAAUGUCAGUUUUUUUGAAACAUUAUUUAACCAUCCGAAAGUUUUCUCUUUUCAGAUUUCUCUGAACACGCAAAGGAUGACCGUGAAAGCCAAGAUGAUUCCGGGACCACAAGUCGUCUUCAAAAAGUAUGUUUAGGCCUUCAUUUACCGAGUAUCUUGAUGACAUUCAAAAUGAAAACCUAAAACCAACCUUAAAUUUUUUACGACAGUUCUGAAGUAAGUGGGCACUUCAACGUGAAAGUAUCUGAGAUCUUGCUGGAAUCAGCGGAGAGGGGAAUUCUGAGUCAGUCAGAGAAACUGCUCCCUCCACCUUUCAAGAAAAUUAUGUCGUUCAAAAAUUUGAACCUUGCAUACGCGAAAAAGCGAAAAAAGUUACUUCAUGAUUCAUAGUCUCUAUCUAUCAUUGCCGCGGAAGAAAAGACAUUUUUUGUGAGUUUUAGACCACAUAGUCAAUUUAUCCUGACCUCCUUCGCCUUUCAAGUUGGGAAGGAUUGUCUAUAGCUGGACGGAUAAAAAAAAAAGUGAAAAGCCUGAACUUCCUUUUGCCGCACAAUUUUAACAAGUCAGAAAAAUUUCACUUUUCAGCACGACCGUGGAAAUGAAAGAAGGCAACAUACACGUUCCUUCGUUCGCGGGAUUCUACCGUGCUGCCACCGUCAAGACGAUCGCAUUUGCGACUUUUGGAGUUCCGUUGCCAGAGUGAGCAUUCUCCAACUAUCUUUCAAGCAUCGGAAAGUUCCAGAGAUUUCAUUUCGAAGUUUUUCAACGGGGCCAGGAAAAUGGGCAUCAAGAUUCUACAACGUGAAGACCAGUGCAAAUAUUUCCGCUUGAUGCCUGAUAAUCCGGAGUUGCUGAAAGAAACAAUGGAAAAGAUAAAGGGGAAAGUCGAUAUUCUGUUCGCUAUAUCCGACGGAACAUGCCGCGGAGUUCAUGGUUAGCAGUUCUUUCUUGCAAAUUCCAUUGUAGCCGAAUUCUACAAAUAUUAAUGCUUCUUUCUUGGACUCAAAAAUAGGCUCACUUGGAGAAGUUGAAACUGAGAAAUUAAGUUCGUUCAUAUCGAAUUUGAAUUAAACUGUGCCAUAUCUUAUCAAAAUUCUGAACUUCCGAUUAGAAUGAAAAAUUUUGUCAUAUAAGUUCCUCUCACGAAAAAAUUUUACAUUCAUUUUUUUCAGAAUAUUUGAAGCUUUUCGAAGCAACGGUUGGCGUUCAAACGCAACAUAUCGCGUACAAGCACGCCGUGAAGCUUUCAUUCGCUAUUGAACGCGAUGUUCUGUUCAAGAACAUCAUGCGAAAGUUCAACCUCAAAACAGGAGGUUUGAACUUCACGCUCAAAGUUCCGCAGAAGCUCUGCGAAAACAUCAGCAAAAGCGAGGAGUGAGUGACCUUUUUCGGAAAAAUGAUUUGAAAUUUAUUGUAGACUCCAAAACAAGCUGUUCAAAAACACCAUGAUCGUUGCUCUCGAUCUUUCACACGCGGCAGCUCAACAAAAAUGGGACAGACAGGCCAAAGCCCCCAUUCAAGAACCAUCUUUCGUUGGCGUGAGUACUUAUGAUCUUCAUAUGACAAAAAAUUGAGAAUCCAAGUCGAAAAACUCUAUUUUUGGAAUCAGUGAAACAGACAAAAAGAGUUGUAGUAGGGUUCUUAUCACCAAUCUGAUUGAUUUUCAGAAAAAUUGUAAAAAAAAAGCUUUUAUGAUUUUGACCCGCAGUGUAUUAAAAGCAUCCUUGUGACUUCCAAAGUAGCAAAUUUACAGGUAUCGUUCUCGUUGCGUGAACCCACUGAACUCGGAGGAUAUUUCUGGCCGCAGAAGCCGCGGGAACAUGAAAUUCUCGAUUUGGGAAGUCACCUCUUGCAGGCGGUUCGGAGGAACGCCAAUCUGAACGGUCGUCUCCCUGAAAAAAUCGUCAUCUACCGAUCUGGUGUCGGCGAGACCGGCGUUAUAAUGGUGAGCGAUAUUCAGAUCUUCUUUACAAUCCAAGAACAAAUUAAGGUUCAACGUGAAGCUCGAAACGUCAGGGAUGCCCUCAGACUCAAUGAAGAGCUGAAAAAGAUGAACAAUGGCCGGCCCUACGAGCCAGCCUUCGUGGUUCUGCUUGUUCAAAAACACAGCAACUAUCGGUUAAUUCAUACCUUCUUUAAUACAACCUGAUAUCAUAUUUUUAGGAUGGUUCCUGUUGAAAUUCGAGGACGCAAGGCAAAUGAGCAAAACGUCAAGUCCGGCACUUACAUUGAUCACACGAUUCUGACCUCUGGCUAUGAUGAUUUUAUCCUGGUUUCGCAAAAGUCCAUGAUGGUAUGCUUUGUUUUGCAUCGAGAUUGAUAAAGAUGGGAGGCUCUUCAGGGCACCUGUCGUCCAACUCGCUACACUGUCGUCCAGAACGACGUCCGUUGGCAUAAAGACGAGAUCGUCUUCUUGACGUAUGCACUGGCCUACGGUCAUCAAGUCAACUUCGGCGGUGUCGCGAGUGUCACCGACACCCUUUUCGGAGCUGAAAACAUGGCCAAGCGUGCCCGCUCCAAUUUUAUGGGUUUGCGGUACGUUCAAUGAGUCUCAACAAACGAUUAAGAGCAGGAAACGGCUAUUUUGAACGAAUAUAGAAAAACCAUGUUGAAUGAUUAGAAAAGAUGCUUUGAAGGACCCCGAAGAACCUUAAGGAAAGGAAUUUUUCAAAAUUUUCUACGCUACUGGAACGCUUAUUUUCAAACUAAAAGGCAAGAAAAAUUUGAACUCAAGGUUUGAGUUAGGAAAAAAAAAUUCCUAUUUUCCUGAAAUGUCAUUUCGAAACAAGAAUUAUACUUGAAGUAAAUACUUCCACAGUUUCCAAUCAACGAAAAGUUUCAAUUUGACUAUGAAAAUUUUCAUCCAAAAAGAGGUCCAAAAAAACCUUAUCGACUUUUUCUACAGUUUGCGCGCUAAUCUCCUCAGUAUGACCCUUCUGAUUUCAUUAAAUACUACCUUAACUUUCAAACAAAUUAGCUGCAGAUUAGUUGCAAAUAUUAAUUAAUUCGAACUUCAUGCGAUAUUCAAUUUCUACUGAAAAUUCUCUAUACCAAAUUCCUGAUGCUGUCGGUUGAUUAUUCUAAUUGAGUAUAUUUUCAGCCAGUUCGAGCUCCCGUACGAUGAAUUGAACAGCACUGAAAUGCCUCAGGACUCGCGAAGCGGAAACGUUUUUGACGAGCUGGCCAACAAGUUAUCUGCCUUGUCGAUGAACCACAUGUUCUGGGCCUGA